Molecule: messenger RNA, 5697 nt
Organism: Prorocentrum cordatum
Lineage: Eukaryota; Dinophyceae; Prorocentrales; Prorocentraceae
Source: the annotation of a GenBank genome assembly
AUGAUCACGAUCCUGGGCGCCCUGACUUGCUUGGCGUGGCCAUGGCUUCCACGCCGCACAGGCCCCGCGCUGCCCGACAACGACAUGCAGUCACUCAAGGACGAGCUCGAGCGGAUGCGUGAGCUGAUGCGGGCAUCGGGCAUGGCCGCAGGAGGUGACCAUGGCGAAGGAGGACCCGACGGCGAGACCGAGGGGAUGGCCGCCGCCGUGCCCUUUGGGAUUCCCGGUGGGGCCCCCGCCCAUCCGCCCGCCCUCGGCGCCAGCGGCACCGUCGCCAGCGGCUAUGCGCCUGCGGGGGCCAGCGCCCUCGGCGACUUGGCGGGCUGGGCGGGGACGCCUGGGACCGCGGGUGGCGGCGAGGCCGUCCAUCGUCCCACCGAGGUCGGCGCCACCAGCAAGGCAGGCGCAUCCCUCGUGAAGGACUACUUGAUGACCACCAGCGCCACCGCCCACGCGGACCCCUACUGGGCCACGAAGUUCUGGGACUCAGUGGCGAGACUCGAGCAGGGCGGCCGCCUCGACGUGUCCGUGGUGCACCUCUUGCGCGGGCACGGCUACGUGGGCGCAGGCGCCGUCACGGUGCCGAGGGUGGCCGACCUGGCCCGAGGGCUGGAGGCCUUGGCCUCCAGUGCUGCGCCCGCCCUCGGCGGGGCGGCGGGCCGCCCGCUGGGCCUCGGAGGCUUGGCCACGGCGGGAGGAGGCAGCCAGGAGACGAGAUGGGGAGCCAGCCUCCCGCCAGACAUGCAGAGGGCAGGCGCGGAGAUAUAUCGAGCGAUGGGAGCAGAAGGAUGUACUUCUACGCGAGAUUGGUUGUCGGCGCGAUGCGGCGGGAGCCGCGCAUCGCCCGCGUGGACCGAUCUAUGGACGUUGGCAUCUACCGUGGACUUUGCCGUGCGGGACUGCAAGACCGAGGAUGACCUCAUGAAGUUCCUGAGUACCAACGACCUCAUGGAGAUCUCCCUCCGCCGCCUGGCGGCGUAUAUGUAUGAGAGCAGGUCCGGUGACCGCACGGGAGCGCUCCACAUGCUUGGGGUAUCACCUCCAGGCAGCCAGACCGACGUCGCGCCGAGCUGGCUGGUUCAGUCGGCCACCGCCCACAGCAGAGCAGAGCACCAGAGGAACGAGAGAGUGGCCGCCGACCUGAGACGGCGGGGCGGCAAGGGCGACAAGGGCGAGAAGGACAAGACCAAGAAGGCAGCUACCAGCCGAGGCAGUGAGUGCGGCCGCUGGGUCCAGAGGCAAGUGCUGGACGAGACCCACGGGCUGCGCGAGUUGCUGCACGCGGCGCCUGGCGCCAAAUUGUACCCGAUCCCUUUGGUAGAGGCUCCUGGGCGGCCAAACAGUACGUCCAAUCGCCUACGCCAGCGUUUUCACAAGAAGUUCGCCCUGAUGACUUCGGCUAAUGAAUACUUGUCUGCUCUGAACGCCAUGCAUCGGGGAGACUGCCGAGAGCUCACACGGGGGAGCCGUGAUCAUGAUCGUUUGAAGGAGAUGCUCCCCCACCACCAACGAAUUCAGCGGCUGGCUCUACGUGGGGCAGCGCGUCUUCGAGAGGCGCGCCGGGGCUGCGGCCUGACAGGCGCCCAAGCCAUCGAGAAGUUGGUGAAAUCGGCAGCUCUAUCAUACACAGGAGCCCAGAGGCGCAAGACUGCGCAUGAGACCCUUCGAGCCGAUGCUGUAGAUGAGCCCCUGGAUCCCCGAGUGGCGCCCAUGUUGUCCGCUUUGAGUCCAGAGGAAGCUGCCUUCUACUCCGAGGAGGCCCAAGUAGUAGCGGCCCCAGAGGCCCGUUCGCAAGCCAUCUUCAGGGAGCUCGAGCAGCAGUACGGUUUCGCUGGAGGAUCUGAGGAGAAGUACGCUAGAUAUUUCUUGAGGCAGGACAUCGCCCCCAAUCUCUGGAAGUUUGGGUUUCGUGAGGACGUUCGAGCAAUUGCAGGAUUCUCGGUGGUGCCCAAGAAAGACCCAGCUAAACAACGUAAGAUUAUCAUGAUGGUGGCCUCGAACUAUAUGUUUCAAGAUGUACGUCCUCGCGAGGAGCAUGAACUCCACGGCGGGGCAGCCCUUGCCAGCGUGCACGUGCCGAGCGAUUUCGUCAGCGCGUCGGCCUUCGACGAGAGCAAUGCUUUCACCUCGGUGGAGGUACCUGAGUGGAUGUGGGCCGUCUACAUCCUGAUGACUAUUAAUAUGACCAGCGUGGGCCGCACGCUCGUUCGUAGCUGCGGCCUGUGGCGGGGCUGCUCGGAGGAGGAUUUCGACGUCAAUGAGGAGGGCCAGUUUUUGGGUAAGAACGACGAGGAUUGGGCCCAGGAGAGCAAAGUUAAGAAAUCCGAGGACGUAGGUAAGGGGUUCACCGUGGACGGUUGGGUUCAGAAGGUCCUAGAGGUUAAGACGUCGGGGAAGGAUGUCGUUGUCGUCAUGCACCUGUUCGCGGGCCCGAGGCGGCCAGGGGAUCUGGAAGAGUGGCUCCACGUCUUGGGGGCCUCGCACGGCCUUGAAAUCUUGGUGCUCUCGUGUGACCUAGAGCUGGACCCCAACUGGGACCUCACCAUUCCUGAGACCUUCCAGAAGUUGUGGGGCUUAGAUCCAUACCCCUCAGUUUACAGCACGGAGGUGAUGUGUGCCAUGGAGGAGCGCACGACGGCCGUACGCGUGAGUCUUGAUCAGUGCAUGUACGGCGGCUUGGCUCGCAAGGCGACCGCGCUGUCGGGCACGGACCACAUAGGCUCCAGGGCCUCGAACAUUUCCAUGCAUCGAGCUGCCGACGACCUAGUGGAGCUGGGUUUGAAGGUUACCGAUCGGCGUGAAUCAGACGAGGUGGACAAGGUUGUAGGUUAUGAGAUCCAGCAACAUCCUGCUCGACUUAGGUUACCUGCUCCGAAGGCCGCGGCCCUGUACGAGGCCAUGCUCUACCUAGAACGUCGCACCUGGGUGUCUCUGGAUGCCGUAUCUUCACUACUGGGAGUCUGGGUUUGGGCGGCGCUGCUGGCUCGGCAUUGGCUUGCAGCGCCGCAACAUAUCUUCCAGUUUGCUAAGCAGAACGAGGGGUUCCCUGGGCGUCGAGGGCUCCGCAGAUGGUGGCCCAGUGCUCUGAGAGAAUGGAGGGUUAUGAGGUGUGGGAUCAUGGGGCUCCACGUGGACCUGGGGGCCCCCAUCUCGGAGGUGGUUCUGGCUACGGAUGCUGAGGGGUCGAACGGUCUAGACUGCGGGGGCUACGGUUUUGUCGCCACCGCGACGUCGGACAACGAGGCCCGCCUGCUUUGGGAAGCCGGGACUAGACCUGGAUAUGCUCUCGCGCGCCUGGGUCAGGAGAAGCGCGUCCUCGAGAAGGCCCCCCGCUCGUUGCACCCCAACCUCCCUGUCAGUUCGGUCCCGAAGGAGAUCUGGGAUACGGCUCGCUCCUGGAUCCCAGUCGCUGCCGGUCGGUGGAGGUGGGGGGAGCACAUCGCGGUGGGGGAGAUGAGGGCUGUCGUUCUGGCGCUGGAGAGGUUGGUGCAAGUUCUAAGUUUCUAUAGGAGUAGUGACAUCUUUCGAGGGCGUCCAGCAGGCCAGGACGAUCCAGAAGUGAUCGAUGUGCAUGAGGAGGGGAGGGUCUCUAAUUCUACCAUCCUCAAGUAUAAGGAGGCGGUUGUCCCUCUUAUCAAGUGGUGUGUCAAAGAGGCGGUGGAGCCGUUCACCCCUGACCAGUGGGAUGACGCUAUCAUGGACUUCAAGAGGUUUGGGGGCUCCGAGGCUGUGGGGAUGGGGGUCCAGACUAAGUCCAAGUUCACCCUGCUCCUCGCGGCGGUGGAGUUCCGCUUUCCGCGCAUGGAGGGGAGGCUGUGUCGAGUUAGGGCGGCCCUCAAGGGCUGGGACUAUGCUCACCAACCUCGUCAUACCGCCCCCAUGAUCAGUAACGUGCGCGCCUGGAUGUGUAUUCAUUUUUGUGCCAGGGGCGUGCCGCGCCUGGGUUUCGGCAUCGUGAUCCAGGGCAAGUUCGGGAUGAGACCAAGUGAAAUGCUGGGAGUUGAGGCUGACGACAUUACCCUUCCGGAGGACUGGGGUUAUCCUGGAGGCUCUGGGCCUGUCGUCAUCGGUCUGGGGAUCAGGGCAAUGACGAAGGCCAAGCGCCCGCAGUCUGUGUCUUUCCAGGAGGAGCUGGAGCCGGGCCUCGCAUACCGUACCCUCAUAAAGACCGUGCAGGCCUCGUUCAACCUUGACGUCGGGUGGGGGCCGCACAGCCCUCGCGCCGAGUUUGCUUCGGAGUCGACCGCCCUCGGGAUCCCUUUCGAGACCAUCAGGGAAAUGGGAAGGUGGGGGGUCGACUCCUCGCUGCGCAUCUAUAUUGAUGUGGUUCAAGCGUCACAGGUAGGUACAGCUCUACGUGCAGCAGGUUUGCAGCCAGCCCUGGACUGGGCUGCUCGCUACUGGUACCCUACGUUCCGCCAAGCUUUCGAUGGUUGGGCCGCGCUCCGCAAGGGCGCUGCCGCACAGGCCAAGGGCGAGGGCGUGGAGUCGGGCUCGGAGGUGGGCUCGUGGCUGGACGUGGGCAGCCCGGGAGCCAGCUCGGCGAGGGCGCCCGCCACGCCGAUGCAGAACCGCGCGGACACGCCACCUCCUCGGACCCCAGGGGGCCUGGGCAUGGGUGGGGCCUACUACCCUCCAGUGCCGCCGUGGGGUGCUACCACGCCGCCACCGUUCCCGGAGGUGCCGCCGCUGCCGCCAGCCACGCCCAAGGUCAGUGCGAAGAUGCAGGCGGCAGCGGGCAAGCCUCUUGCCAAAUCGCUUAGUGCGGGCAAGGGCGACCAGCUACAGUGGGUGAUGAAGUGCGUGCCGUCAGGACCUCUUCUGGGCAAGCUCGUGCUGGCCGCCAUGCUGCUGAGAAUCCUCCCCGCCAGCCUCUUCCCCAACGCCGCCAGGGGCCUCAUCGUCAUGACGGACGUGGCGGAGGAGGUGGGAUCCGCGGCGGGAAGGAUCGUGACGGCAGGAGCGAAUGUGAGCACGAGCGCAGCGAAGCUCGUGUCGGCAGUGACGGAUGGGUCAAUCGGCCUGGUCGAGGCGGCUUGGCGCGGCGUCGACCUGCUGGACGUUCAGGUGCUGGGCAGCACCGGCAGGUUCUCCGUCGAGGAUGAAAACGACUGGCCCGCCUUCCUCCAGGAGCCGGAGGUCCAGCAGGCACUGCAGCUCGAGCCGGAGUUUUCUGAUGAACUGGAGCGCCUUUUGCUCUACUCCUCGGCCACUAGGCCGAGAGGCGAAUUCACACACAGUGCUUUCCGUUCUCCUAAGAGUUACCAGUCCGUGAGUUUUUGGGUCCGCUGGCUUCCCAGCGGCCACGUCGGGAUCGCCUGGAGGGUGGUCACGAUCCGCUUUCGCCCGCAGUGGGCGAACCCAGUGUGGGGGCUGCUCGGCAUGGAUGAGACCGCCGAGGCGCCAGCCAUGGCCGAGCAGCUCAAGGUUUUGGCGGAUUCGUCCUUUCCCGCGCCUGAGCUCGAUCUCGGCCCCGAGAUGCUCCGUGGCACUCCCGCCCUCCCUGGAGGGUCCACUCGCAGGCUCGUCCGACGUGUACGCCGCGCAGUGGCGCGGGUCCUUCAGUUUCUUUUCCCUUUCAGCAGGCGCGAGCAGCCGCGCCUCCUGGAGCCAGACCGCACAGCGAAUACGGGCGACGGGUGGCACUGGCCUGGUUUCGGCUGGAGAGGUGCCGCUCGCGGGUGCGGGUGGUGGUGA